GUCUCACUCUUUCGCAUGAAGGCAACAGGAGGAGGGAGGCUCGACCAGCUGGAUUAAACUUCCCUCCCAUCAUCAUCAUCAGUAGCAGCAGGAGCAGCAGCAGCAACAAGAGCAGCGUGCUGUGAGUAUUUGUGUUUGUCUGUCAGAUCUCCGUGCAGUGCGCUCCGACGCAGACCUCCCUGCUUCACAUUGCUUCAGUGUUUUGGAGAGCAACCUGUCCGUCGGAGAAGCAUGAAAACUGGGAUUCAGCUGCUCACAGGACGAGUGAGCUGAAGGGCCAUCAGCCGGCGACCAUGUGCAGCUCGGUGAGCCCAAAGCAGCUCUGCGGUCCGGGCCUGACAGACAUGCAGCAGUACCAGCAGUGGCUCUCCAGUCGACAUGAAGCCAGCCUGCUGCCCAUGAAGGAAGACCUCGCCCUGUGGCUCAGCAACAUUCUUGGUCUGGAAAUCACCGCUGAGAGCUUCAUGGAUCGGUUAGACAAUGGCUUCCUGUUGUGCCAGCUGGCUGAGACGCUGCAGGAGAAGUUCAGGCAGAGUAAUGGAGACCUGCAUGAGCCUGGCAAUAGCAAGAAGAAAAUCCCCAAUCGGAGGAUCCCGUGCCGGCAGAGCGCUCCGUCCGGUUCUUUCUUUGCUCGCGACAACACAGCUAACUUCCUGGCCUGGUGCCGAGAGGUCGGAGUGGGUGAAACAUGUCUCUUUGAGUCUGAGGGCCUAGUUCUGCAUAAGCAGCCGCGAGAGGUGUGCCUCUGUCUACUAGAGUUGGGUCGGAUAGCGUCACGCUACAAUGUGGAGCCUCCAGGCCUUAUAAAACUGGAGAAAGAGAUUGAACAAGAAGAAAGGGCACCUCUACCUCCCCCAUCACCCUUAUCCCCGGCUCCGCCUCCCCUCUCGUCCCCUUCUUCAUCAUCCCCCUCCCCGUCUUCUUCACCGACACCGACUUCAACUCCAACUACGACCAAAGUCACUUCGUCCAAGAAGGGCGCAGGCAAGCUCCUGGAUGAUGCUGUGAGACACAUCGCUAACGAUCCGCCCUGCAGGUGCACAAAUAAGUUCUGUGUGGAAAGACAUUCGCAGGGUCGAUACCGCGUUGGAGAGAAGAUGCUCUUUAUACGGAUGCUGCACAACAAGCAUGUGAUGGUGCGGGUCGGCGGAGGCUGGGAGACGUUUGAGAGCUACCUGCUGAAACACGACCCCUGCCGCAUGCUGCAGAUUUCCAGAGUGGAGGGAAAGAUAUCCCCCAUCAGCACCAAGUCCCCCAACAUCAAAGACCUCGCCCCGGACAGCUACCUGGUGGUGGCGGCCCACUACCGCAGCAAGAAGUGAAGGCCCACCGCAGAGUGGUUCUGGUCUGGACAUGGUGUAUGCGUGACUUUUUUAAGACCGCUCUAAUAACGGGGCUUUGCUAUGCAAAAACGUGGAGGAAACGGAGAGAGACGACUUGUAAAAUAAUGAUUUGUUGUUUGAGGGGGUAGGAGGAGGAAAAAAUAGAAAUCUUGGGUAGUAUAGUUUUCAAUUUAAUUUUGUGCUUUAUCUUAUUUUCUUUAGCUUAGGAAAUUCUCAUACUUUAUUAAUUUUGUUGAUAAUUAGUGUAGUGGGUGAAACAGGAGCUUAGCAGGGAAGUUGUAGAUGUUUGUGACAUUUGGUUUUAAUCGUUAGUUAUACUUGAAGCUUUUCAGUGAGUAUUCAGAGGCAUCCUAUCUAAAUCUGAUAGUCGACAUGCAGAAGUUCAUCCUUUUCAUGCAAACUAGAGAUGGAUUCAUCAGCACCUUUGUGAAACUAACAUUUUGUCAUGUAAUGCCGUUUUAACACAGUAGGUAGAAGAUAUUCCACAAGGAUCAAUAUUUUGAUGUUUCAAACUAAUUUUAACAAAUAUAUAAUAAGAAAACUUUGUACUAUCCAAAGCUUUAGAUUGUGUGUCUUUGCAUAAUAUAAAACAUUUCUCUAAAAUCCAACACUUACAAGUAUUUCUUUUAAUGGAUUUCUGAUUAGGUUAAAUGUAAGCAGUGCUUGCACUACAUGCAACAUUCCCACUUUGAAUUGAUUUACUGGCUAGGUUCUGGCAUAAUCUUUAUUUAAACAAUACAAUCUCACGCAGAACUGAACCAGAGGGUUUUUGACUUGAGAAGCUACUUAAGUUUUUCUUUUUGUGUAGAGUUACUGACCUCUAGAGGUAGAACAGAGAUCAACAUGAAAACAAUCUGACUUUUGGUUUGGAGUCUUACAAUAACAGACAAUACCUGUAUCAAAGCUGAGCUCAUUGAUAUGUGACUUUUUAUGGAGUAUUAUGUUGGUUUUGAACUAAGAAUGAUGAUUAAAAACCAUCAAGUUUCUUAGAAGUGAAAAUCCUUUUUUUAACUGUAAAUAAAGUCUCAUUGUUUGUGACAACCUCCUCUUGUUUCCAAAUAUCAAUAUCCUUGAAUGAUCUUCGUAAUUAAAACAUCUGUAAAUGUUCAUCUGAUGCCCUGCAGACACAAAGUCAGAAGGUGUCAUUAUGUGUCGAGAUGUAAAACCAGAAAUCAGCAUCUGGAGUCCAAACACACGUAACAGAAAUGUGCUUUAUUAACUGUAGCAAUACCAUUGGCUAUACUCUUUGUCCUACAAAAUGGCAAGAGCACCAGAAGCUUUUGAGGAUCAGGCAGCUUUAAGAAAAGACCUCAGUUAAGUUGAGCACUUCGAGGAAUAUUCACUACACCGUCAUCCAGCACCAUAUGUGAAAGUACAAAGGCAAAGCUGCAGUCUCCAAAAAAAAAAAAAAAAAAAAAAACUGUGACA
Molecule: messenger RNA, 2771 nt
Organism: Poecilia latipinna (sailfin molly)
Lineage: Eukaryota; Metazoa; Chordata; Actinopteri; Cyprinodontiformes; Poeciliidae
Gene: gas2a
Product: growth arrest-specific 2a
Exons: 8
Coding region: 294-1322 (342 amino acids)
Biological process (GO): actin crosslink formation
Cellular component (GO): actin filament
Molecular function (GO): actin filament binding; microtubule binding; cytoskeletal adaptor activity
Source: RefSeq, a predicted model, not a curated record